CGCUGCACCGUCGUCUUCCUCUCCCUCCUCCUCCUGCUCCGCUGGUCUUUGCUGGAUCUGGCUCGUGAUCAUCGCCAGAAGCCGCGCGCCGACCCAUCGCAACGCUCCCACGGAAGCCCGCCGCUGAUAAGUGCUUAGCGUGCCGGGUUGACAGCUAUCGAGUCAAGCUCGCUCGUGACUCCGUUCUGGGCGGCCCUCAACGGCCACGAGACUCGCUCACACCUCCAUCGACGACGACGGUGACUCCAGUGCACUCGCCGUCUCUAGCGCCACACGUCUCUUGCUGCGGAGCCUCGUUGCGUCCCGAGCGCUUUCCGCGUGCCUGCGACCAUCGUGCCACAAGCUGCUCGGCCACUCGUGUACUUUUGUGUCGAUGCCUCAGUGGUGAACAUGGCCUCUUGAACGAGACGCUGUCAUUUGCGACACGCCGCCGUCCAUCGCUGCGAGCCGUCUCCGGUCCCACCUAGCAGUUUCCCUAGGCUGGCGUGAAUAUGGAGCAAGCUGCAGGCCUAUUCGCAGUCACCAUCUCCGCGUAGCCACCAGCUUCGAACGUGCUACGGAAUACAUUCUAGACAGUAACCCGUCCUUCGAUCUUCGACGUCGACUGCGCAGUCAUGCACCAGCUGCCUCGCUUGUCGCCUCGCAGCGCCUCUGCUGCGAGCAACCCUACCCCGAACCCCGAACGGACCAACAACCCGAGAGAUCGACCGCCACAACGUACACGAUCCAGCGUCGACCUUUCCUCGUACACAGAACGGCCCGUGAAUGAUGCCUACCAGGACUCAAAUCGAGAUACUGCGACUGGAAGUCAAGAUAGGGAAGCUACCAAACUCAAUCAGAUAAUACAGCACUUUCACUCCAAAGCAGCGUUGACAAUAUGCUCUGCACGGGCGAACCUGCCCCAAGUAAUGAACAAAGCUGGCGAGUUGAAGCAGAAUAGAUGGUUCAACCUCGUUCUUGACGAGACAGACGUACUGAUCGAUGAUCUUUACCCAUGGAGGCGGCCAGACCUCUCCGAGAGACGUCCUGGACCACUAGUCAUCGAGGUAUAUGCCGACACCUCUCAUCUCUCGCACAGUCAAGCUUUGGUCGUAGUUGACGAUGCUGGGAAACGCUGGGAUGUCUCUGACGCGUUGAGCUCGUCAGCCGAUUCCAGCCCGCGCCAGAAUCGCAACGGCGGACGCUUGAUUGAGGUGGUGCUUGAGCGCUGGACCAUUGAGCUUGGCGAUGCAGACGACUACUCUUCAUCGGAGCUGAACGACGCUCUGCCAAACGUGUACAAGAAGGGUGUCGUCCUCUUCAGGUCGCUAUACACCGCAUCUCGCUGCCUUCCAGCGUGGAAACUGCAUCGGAAGCUAACCAGACAACCCGGCGCCCACCAGGCACUGAGACUGAGGUUCCGCAUUAGAGAAGGACACGAUGUUCCGCAAGCACUGUCAGAUCCUCUGUAUACUCCCCUGUGUCCCACAGAACAGAAUGCUACAACUCCAAUACGGAGAUACAAGAUCCCUCCUCUUUUGUGCCGGACUGGUCCCUUAUCGGUAUCUGUGGAGUACCGGACGAGCUGCGACUUGAAUGUAGCUGAUUCGGAGGCUUUGCUGAGCUCGCGCUUCAUGGGCCUAGACGAAGGACGCCAACCGGUCGUCGUGCAAGGCAGAUCGCUGCCUGGCCCGCGCAGUGGUCAGUCUCGAGUGCAAUAUAGCAGUCUUGCUGGAGCUACCAGCAACCAAAGGACUCGCAUUGGUGCCUAUGGGAGCCUUGGCACAUUUCAUGCAGCGGAGAAACGUGCUUCGCCAGUGACAGAGCUCAAGCAACGAGUGCUAGACGACAUGGACGACGAUACAGAUCGGCCAGGCAGCAGCAGAGGAGGAGAGUCUGGAAGAGGAACUCCAUUGAGUCUGGUCAACAACCCGCCAUUCAAGGCCGGGUCGCUCGCCUCAUCACCAAAGCCAUCACCCAGCACGUCUCUUGGACGAUCGGACAGUUAUUCCAUUUCGAGGAAACUGGGCACUUCAGCAUCGGAAAAGCGUGUAUCUUUGAACACGCUCCCUCAGCAGGCACUUCGAGCGCCGCCGAUCCCGAGCGAGACCGCUAUUGCAUCUUCCGGCUCAUCUUCACCGAAGCCAGCACCUGUCCACAGGUACAGCAGCAGUUUUGCUAACCGCAAUAAGCGCUUCACCUCUCAAAGCAGUAAUAAGGCGGCGGAGAGUAAUGCCAGCUCGGGACGAGGAAGCAGCUCAUCCAAAGAUCGCUCGGGCCAGCUGAUGGAGGGCACCCCCGGCUCUUCUGGAAGUGGCCAGCAGUCAGACGACAACGACAUUGCUUCUUUUAUCAAGCAGCUGUCCGAUGCCAAAGAUCUGCCACUUUCAAGGCCCGAAUCUCGUGGGAAUACAAUUAACCUCUCCAAAUACUCUGGAAGGGUUGGUCAACAGGAGAAGCUGGAUGAGGCGAUGAGCGCUAGUUCGUUGCUGCAUCAAAGUGGCACUCCGCCAAGCAGACGACUGAGCAAUGUCCCUGGCCUUUCGACAAGUUCCAGUCCUUCCCGUGCCAUUGCUGGGGCGCAUGCACCGUUUGUUAGGAGCAGACUGAGUACGCACAGCAUUGCAGAGGAGGUCACUGGCGCCUCGGGAGGACUGUCUGGCUCGGAUAGCCCAAAAAUUAAUGAGGAGGAAGAAGAAGAGGACGAGGAGCCGUUCAUCUUCCCGCAAGAUAACAUCGACCACUAAACGGCGGGCCGGAAUUACGUUCAAAGAUGGUUGUUUACGCACAGUUCAUGCAUGAUGCGGCGUUCUUCGGCAGGCGGACUUGAUUUUUCGAC
Molecule: messenger RNA, 2818 nt
Organism: Cercospora beticola
Lineage: Eukaryota; Fungi; Ascomycota; Dothideomycetes; Mycosphaerellales; Mycosphaerellaceae
Gene: ATG13
Product: serine/threonine protein kinase regulatory subunit ATG13
Biological process (GO): mitophagy; autophagosome assembly; piecemeal microautophagy of the nucleus
Cellular component (GO): cytosol; Atg1/ULK1 kinase complex; phagophore assembly site
Source: RefSeq, a predicted model, not a curated record